AUGUUUGCGAAGGAGCCUGUUGAGGAGCGGAUGAGACGCUCUUCUCAUCUUUUAACACGCUUCGGGGACCAACUUAUCAAAGUUCAAACAACACCACUGAGCGGAUUGAGCAUGCGUGGAGCUGUUGCUGUCUGCGUGGUACUGGCGUGCCUUGUGGCGUUGCUGGUUGAGAGGACACAAGGACACAUCACCUUCUUCAGUCCCAAGGAGAUGAUGCUGAUGAAAGAGCGCGAGGGGAGAAAGGACAUGGAGCCUCGGUCGGAGGACGGCCAGUUUGAGGAAGUUGCCGUCCAACAGCUUCCCCAAGUAGAGCAUGGUGGAAAUCCAGACAAAACAGUGGACAUCACCGUGCGUCUUUCACCCAAACAGCUGGACCAUGUCGCUCCUGUGCUCGAGGAGCUCAUCCAUGAAAUGUAGCAACGAGUUGAGUAGUGUGCUGGGGAACAGAAGAUAAAAAUGCUGUAUGAAUUCGUCAAAGAAUGAAUGCUCUUGUAUUUUCUUUUAAUAUAUUAG
Syngnathus acus (greater pipefish) is the source of this 513-nucleotide messenger RNA. RefSeq names its product motilin-like (gene mlnl). Bases 1 to 417 code for a protein of 138 amino acids. Lineage: Eukaryota; Metazoa; Chordata; Actinopteri; Syngnathiformes; Syngnathidae. The transcript has 6 exons. The record is from RefSeq and is a predicted model, not a curated record.